GCUUCCCAAGAGAGGCACUAAGCCCAAGCUCAGCAAAGAAUUAACUAUAUGGAGCUGCAGCCAUGCUCAUAUGAAGAGAAAGCAGCCAGCCCCUGUGAAUCAGGCCAACAGGAUGAAGGUGCAGGGCCCACCACAACAUAUAAUCUAACAGAAGCCACUAAUGUGAUAAACAUAGAAGAGUAUCGAAUAAUCCAUGUUCCAGAGGUAUCUCCUGUUGCCUCUGCCCACGAGUUGGUGGUAAUGGAUGAAGAGUGGGUAGAAGAGGUUACUAAGGCUCACCGAGGGUUUGGUGUUCCAACGUUUUACAAGGGCCCUAAGGGUAAAGACUGUAUCACUAAGCCACUCUCCAUUUUCUUUCCAGAUGGGACCGGUCAGAUUUAUUAUCCAUCAGGGCACGUAGCACUGAUUAUCUCUCAUACAGAAGACAGCGAUAUCUUCACCUACAUGAUUUUCAAAGAUGAAGAAAAAUUAUCCUUGCUGGCCCUCCUCAACAACCUGGGACACGCCACCUUCUACAACGAAGAUGAGAACAUCUGGUUGUCUCUGGGAUUGAACUUGGGCUUCUACUUUGAUGAAAAAGGAAAACAGAAGGCUUGGAACUGGUGGGACCCAAAGCAACAUAUCCAUGCACCCCCUUAUCAGUCAAUUAACUUUGAACUCAAUUCAUGCAUUGAUGUCCACAUUAAAACCCAGGAUAAAGUGCUUAUCACCUUCACUUACUACAAGCAAAAAAUCCACUUAAAUCUGGGCACCAAGGUCAAGGUGAAAGACUCUGAGACUGAGACACAACUGCAGAACAAGCCAAUCCUGGAAACCCACAAAAUGCAGGAGCAAUUCCAAACCGCAAACAGUCUCCUGAAGAAAAUGAAAGGGCUGAACCGUCUGAGCAAAUCUGACCUGGAGAACUUCAUCCAGGGCUACUCACCCAUGUCCAUGGUGGAAGAACGUCUGCGUGCUGGCAAGCUCAGCAUGCUCUUCACGACUCCCCCGAGGGCAUAGAUCAAGUGAUGAUGAAGCCAGGGCAGCCUGUCCGGGCUUUCUCCAUCCUCCUAAGGAAGCCCUCCCCGCCCUCUACCCAUCGAAGGCCCAAGGAGCCUUAGAGUCAUAGUGGGGCAUUUAAGACCCAGACCCAGCCUCUAGUGCUGGGGAGGGGGUGGGGCUUUUAGGGGGUUGGUUAGUUUGUGUUCUAGGUUGACAGGCUCCAUCUGCUCCAGCACAUAAAAAUUAACACUCUGCUGUCUUUGGACAGGAUUCAAAGUUAAUUACAAUUUGAAGCUGGGCAGGCCGAACUAGGGGGCAGCUGGGUGGCAUGGUGCACAGAGAAGCCAAGCCUGGAGUCAAGAAGACCUGAAUGCAAAUCGGACCACAGACACUU
Dromiciops gliroides (monito del monte) is the source of this 1375-nucleotide messenger RNA. It is a transcript of the gene ERICH6B, whose product is annotated as glutamate rich 6B. The coding region runs from base 49 to 999 and encodes 316 amino acids. NCBI's taxonomy places the organism in Eukaryota, Metazoa, Chordata, Mammalia, Microbiotheria, Microbiotheriidae. The record is from RefSeq and is a predicted model, not a curated record. The transcript is spliced from 6 exons.